Messenger RNA from Sesamum indicum (sesame), 1251 nucleotides. Lineage: Eukaryota; Viridiplantae; Streptophyta; Magnoliopsida; Lamiales; Pedaliaceae. The record is from RefSeq and is a predicted model, not a curated record.
AGAAUAAUAAGGCAAGUUGGUUCGAGUUCAGGAAGAAUGAACAAUCAGUACUAUGUCGUCCUCAUUGUAUCCCUUCUAAUUCUACUUGUCAAUGUCUCAACUUCAUCUGCUCAACGACAGGUGUACAUAGUUUACCUGGGAGAGCAUCGGCAUAGCCAUAGUCAUAGCGGGAAGCAAACAUGGGAAGAAAUAGAAGAGAUGCACCACUCGUAUUUGCAGGCUGUGAAGGGGUCCAAGGAGGAAGCAAAAGCCUGCAUUAUUUACAGCUACAAGAACGUCAUCAAUGGCUUCUCGGCCUUGCUCACCCCUCAAGAAGCCGCUACAAUAUCAGAGAUGGAGGGUGUGAUUUCAGUGUUCCAUAGCCACCCCACAAAGUCAAGGCUUCACACAACCAGAUCAUGGGAUUUCAUGAGCUUGCUCGAAGCUAAUUGGGAUGCUACACGACAACCUAUUAAUCCAGGCCGAUUCUUGCGUAGAGCUGGAUAUGGCAAGAAUGUCAUUGUUGGGGUAUUGGAUAGUGGCGUGUGGCCAGAGUCUCAGAGCUUCAAUGAUGAGGGGAUGGAACCUAUUCCAUCAUCGUGGAAAGGGAUUUGCGAGAGUGGUGUGGCUUUCAAUUCUUCUCAUUGUAAUAGGAAACUGGUAGGAGCGCGCUACUAUUUGAAAAGUUACGAGGCCAAUUUCGGGCCCCUUGACCCGAAACUGGACUUCCGAUCACCGAGGGACAUCAAUGGUCACGGUACUCACACGUCAUCAACCAUAGGUGGCAGGAGAGUCCGCAAUGCCGCCGCAAUAGGGGGUUUUGGCUACGGAACCGCCACCGGGGGCGCCCCACUGGUGCGUCUAGCCAUCUACAAAGUCUGUUGGCCAAUUCCAGGACAAACACCGGUGGAAGGAAAUACAUGCCUGGAUGACGACAUGCUUGCCGCUUUUGACGACGCCAUCGCCGACGGGGUUCAAGUGAUAAGUGUUUCAAUUGGGAGGAACACUAGCACGCCCUACAUCCAGGAUGGUAUUGCCAUUGGAUCGUUGCAUGCCGUGAAGCGUAACAUUGUGGUAGCUUGUAGUGCUGGGAACUCAGGUCCUACGCCGUUUACCGUCACGAAUGUUGCUCCCUGGAUCAUCACUGUUGGAGCGAGCAGCAUAGAUCGGGUCUUUUCGUCACCUGUCCUGCUUGGAAACGGCGCCCAAGUACAGGGACAAUCAAUCACUCCAUUCAAGAAGGGGACGUAUCCCCUUGUAAAACAUAUAUGA